UCUCUCGUGCCUAACGUGGGUUUCUCAAGGAAAACACAGUACCAACUGUAAAGGAAAUACUUCCAAAGAAGAAAGUCCUAGACGGAGAAUUUCUGCUCAAAAUUGGAUCGCCGGGGCGCCGGAGCCUCCGUUACUGGCUUUAUGGCGGCGUUGAAGUUCUUCGUGUUUACCCUGUUACUUUCCCUAAUUCUCACCCACUUCAGAGUUGAAGCUGAUGGCUCAAUCUCAGUUGAUGACGAAGUCAAAGUGGUCAGAUCAGACGGGCCCGAUUCGUCCAUCCUGGAGCAGCUGAAGUCCGAGAUCCACAAUCUCGAAUCCCAUAUCGAGGAGAAAACUCGAGAAAUAAAAGACAAAGACGAGGUGAUUGCUGCUAAGGAGAAGAUAAUCAAAGAAAAAACAGACACCAUUCUAUCAUUGGAGAAUGAAAUUGCUUCUCUGCAAAAAAAGGGCAAAUUAGACGCCGCAGAACAGGCGGGGAAGGCACAUGCAAGAGCUGCUGACUUGGAAAAGCAAGUGGAGAAACUCAGAGAAGACAUUGAUGUGAAAAUUAAGGAAAAAGAGAUAUUGGAAUCCCGGGCAACUGAAGCUGAGAAAAAGGCUUCUGAGUUGAAUUCUAAAUUUGAGACUCUUCAAAAGACCAUUGAUGACCAGAAGAAGAAGUUACGUAAAACAGAACGUGCUCUUCAAAUUGCUGAGGAAGAGAUGAUUAAGGCAAAGUUUGAAGUAGCAUCCAAAACCAAAGAGUUGAUAGAGGUUCAUGGUUCUUGGCUUCCAACUUGGCUUGCAGUUCAUUUUGAUAAUUAUCAGUCACUUUUGUUGGAGAACUGGAAAGCACAUGGAAAACCUGCUCUGGAGUUGUUGCUGCAGAAGGCUAUUGAAAAGAAGGCCAAAGCUGAAGAGUGGGCUGCACCACAUGUGGAAGCAGUUAAAACUAAAUGGAUACCAGCCAUUAAGGAACAGUGGGUAGUGAUAACCACAAAUGUGGAGCCACAUGUGCAAACCCUGACUGCGAAAACUGUUGAGAUAUAUGAAGUGUCGAAAAAUGCUGUGACUCCACACAUCAUAAAAUGGCAGGAACUAGCUGAUCCUUAUCUUCAGGAAUUGAGGAAGUUCAGCAAGCCAUAUAUUGAUCAGGUUGCCACUACUGCAAGACCUCAUGUUGACAAAUUACGUACUGCUUUGAAGCCGUAUACGCAGGAGGUGGUCCAUGCUUAUGGAAAAUUCCUCGAGUCAGCAACUACAUACCACCAUCAGGUUCAAGGCAAAGUUGAAGAGAAACUGAAGAGUCAUGAGCUUACAAAACCUCUCGCAACGAAAGAGCUGGUUUGGUUUUCUGCCUCUGCACUCCUGGCUUUGCCCAUCAUUUUUCUGUUGAAAACAUGUUCAGCCAUCUUUGGCAAAAAGACGAAAAAGCCCAUCCGAAAUGGUAAUUCAAGCCACUCUCGUCGCAAGGGAAAACGUGUACAUCCGGACAAGUAAAGCCAGUAAAGGCACGGUCCUCUCUCUUAACACAAGGUUUGCGUCGUCCUCUUCACAUUGGCUCGGAGUUCCUGAAGCUCUAUCCGUUCAUGAAGUACACUGUCAAUCUUGAAGUUUAGCGAAUUUCAGUUUCAUAUGUAGAUCAGAGAAUUGGGGUAUAGGUUAUUGUAGUUUCCAGGAUGUUUAACUUGUAGUUCAAAUGAUAGUUCGGUAUUUGUGUGUAUCACGGCACUCGAAGUCUGUCUGCCAGGCCCCUUUUUGUUUGUUUAAAUCCUUUUUGGCCUUCUACGCCACAUUUUGAACAGUUCUUCAACAACUCAUACAUCCUAUCUGUCCAUGCCCGUAAAUUAUAAAAUUUGUUUAUUGUUAUAUUGUCUGA
Sesamum indicum (sesame) is the source of this 1858-nucleotide messenger RNA. RefSeq lists its product as uncharacterized. Lineage: Eukaryota; Viridiplantae; Streptophyta; Magnoliopsida; Lamiales; Pedaliaceae. The record is from RefSeq and is a predicted model, not a curated record.